GUGUGGGGCCAGGUGGUGGUGGGCCCUCCCGGCGCGGGCAAGACCACCUACUGCGCCGGCAUGCAGCAGUUCCUCAGCCUGGCGGGGCGCCGCGUGGCAGUGGUCAACCUGGACCCCGCCAACGACGCCGCCCUGCCCUACACACCCGCCGUGGACGUGGGGGAGCUUGUGUCGCUGGAGGCGGUGCAGGAGGAGCUGGGGCUGGGGCCCAACGGGGGGCUGGUGUACUGCCUGGAGUACCUCGAGAGGAACCUGGACUGGCUGGCGGAGCGGCUGGCCCCGCUGGAGGAGGAGGGCUGCUACCUGCUGUUCGACCUGCCCGGCCAGGUGGAGCUCUUCACGCUGCACGGCGCGCUGCGCCGCAUCCUGGAUGUGCUGACGAGGCGGUGGCAGUACCGCCUGACCGCGGUACAGCUGGUGGACGCGCACCUCGACCCAGCCAAGUACCUGAGCGCCCUGCUGCUGAGCCUGAGCACCAUGCUGCACCUGGAGCUGCCUCAGGUCAACGUGCUGUCCAAGAUGGACCUCAUAGAGCAGUACGGCGAGCUGGCUUUCAGCCUGGACUUCUACCUCCAGGCGCAGGGGCUGGGCCACUUGGCGGAGGCCAUGGAAGGCAGCUUCCCGCCCAGGUUCCAGCGCAUGACGGCAGAGCUGUGCGAGGUGAUCGAGGACUUUGGGCUGCUGUCCUUCCAGCCGCUGGCCAUCGAGGACCGCGACGCCAUGCGCCACCUGGUGGCCGCCAUCGACAAGUCCAAUGGCUUUGUGUUUGCGGGGCUG
This is a messenger RNA of Chlorella variabilis, 777 nucleotides long. RefSeq lists its product as hypothetical. NCBI's taxonomy places the organism in Eukaryota, Viridiplantae, Chlorophyta, Trebouxiophyceae, Chlorellales, Chlorellaceae. Gene Ontology annotation, molecular function: GTPase activity. The transcript is spliced from 6 exons. The annotation marks the transcript as partial. Gene Ontology annotation, cellular component: cytoplasm. The record is from RefSeq and is a predicted model, not a curated record.